Salvelinus sp. IW2-2015 is the source of this 406-nucleotide messenger RNA. The record is from RefSeq and is a predicted model, not a curated record. Lineage: Eukaryota; Metazoa; Chordata; Actinopteri; Salmoniformes; Salmonidae.
AUGGUCAGGGGCGUGGCGUUUCAGGGCACCACCAUUGYGCUGGCCCCUCUCAGAGCCAUGUGCUCAGAGUACCAGUCAGGGGGAGUCAACUCAGACCACUCUGACAGUGCUGUGGGAGUGGCAGCGACCGUGGCCCACGAGAUGGGGCAUAACUUUGGCAUGAGCCACGACAGCCCUGGGUGCUGCCAGGCCAAGGCUGAUGAUGGAGGCUGCAUCAUGGCUGCUGCCACUGGCCACCCGUUCCCGCGUGUGUUUAAUGGCUGUAACCAGCGGGAACUGAGCAGGUAUCUGAGCUCUGGAGGGGGGAAAUGUCUGUUCAACCUCCCCAACACCAGAGCCAUGCACGGGGGGCAGCGCUGUGGGAACGGGUACCUGGAGGAUGGAGAGGAGUGUCGACUGUGAGAUG